UUAAGUGAACGUGAAGCCAUGCAAAAGGGGAAAAAAAGGGUUGCGACCAACACGAAAAGAAUAUAUGGUAACAGUAGAAAAUGAGGAAAGAACAUGGAGAAAAAACCCCAUAAUAAUCUCAGACAAAACACGGAUCCAAAGACACUGUCUGAUCCUGAAACAAAGGGGUUGAAGAGAUAUGGGUCAGGUGAUACCAGAGCCAGUGAAGAAAGUAUGGGACAAAUGGAACAUACGAGGAAUGGUGUUACUGUCUCUGACACUUCAGACAAUCCUCAUUCUGCUGGCCCCACAGAGGAGACGCUCGUCCAGGCGCCGUCUCGCCGCUGUCCUGUGGACGUCGUACCUAUUGGCGGACUGGACGGCUAACUACGCCACCGCGCAGAUAACGAAGAACCAGGGCAAAGAGCCGAAACCCGGUGAGGCUCCAAUGGACAAGAAGCUCAUGGCUCUGUGGGCCCCAUUCUUGCUCCUGCACCUCGGCGGUCCUGACACCAUCACCGCUCUGGCCAUCGAGGACAACGCUCUCUGGCAGCGUCACUUGCUCGGUCUCUUCUCUCAGGCCCUCACAGGAGCUUACGCAGUGAUCCAGUCGAUGUACAACCAGCUAUGGCUACCGAUUCUGCUUCUCUUCGUGACGGGGACGAUAAAGUAUCUCGAAAGGACAAGAGCUUUGUACUCGGCCAGUACGGACAAGUUCAGGGACUCGAUGCAUCAAGAAGCUGAUCCAGGCCCCAACUUCGCCAAGCUCAUGGAGGAACUCAAAUCGAAGAAAGACUCGAAGCUUCCGACCAAGAUCGUGAAGACGGAAGACGCUGACAAGUUCAAGAGACCGCUUCCCAAACCCGACAGAUUCUUGUCCGAUCUCGAGAUAGUUCAGUACGGUUUCAAGUUCUUCGAAACCUUCAAAGGCCUCGUCGUCAAUCUUAUCUUCAGCUUCCGCGAGCGUGACCUCAGCAGAGACUUCUUCUUCAAGUUAACGCCAGAAGAAGCUCUUCGGAUCAUGGAGGUCGAGCUUGGUCUCAUAUACGAUGCUUUCUACACCAAAACCGCUGUUCUUCAUUCUUGGAAAGGGACUGUCUCUAGGGUUAUAGCCUCUGGAUCUCUCGUCGCCGCUUUUUCCUUAUUCCAUCUCCAUUACAAAUCCCAGAAGAGGGAGGAGUUUCGAAAGCUCGAUUUGACAAUCACCUACACGUUGUUUUUGGUCGGAAUUGCUUUGGAUCUGGUGUCACUGGUCCUGUUUUUGCUCUCAGACUGGACAUUCGCCAUUGUCAGUAAGCUCAAGGAUGAUCCCGAGGCGAAGCACUCGGUUAUCGACCCUUUACUCGGGGUGUUCCUCUAUCUCAGGAAACCAAGGUGGAAGAAGCGUAAAUGUUUCAAGGAUGGAAACGUCGAGCAUGAAAUUCUCACGACGCCGUUUCUAGGCAAGAGAUGGUCGGGAAAAGUCUACGGAUUCAAUUUCAUAGCAUACUGUCUGAAAACAGACGUGGAAAGGAUCCACAGUCACGACGGAGUGUUGAACCUCUUAUGGAAAAGCACAGUCGAACUUUUCGAUUUCGCCAUCAGAAGGAUGCAGAGGCUUGCCCAUUGGAUAAAAGUUGCUCAUAGAUCUAUCAAACAUGCUGUCACUCGUUGGUCGAGGCAAUACCGAGCAGUUCGCUUCACUCUUUACCCGUUCUACGUCGGGUUCUUGUCGCGAAUCCCCGAUUUCUUCACCCUUCUCUUCAGCUACGUCAGUUACAUCUUCGAUGUCAAGGAUCUUCUCGACGAGAUGAGGUUUAUAUCAAGCGAACCCUUGUCGAAAAACAUGUGGGAGUUCAUGUUUCUUGAGCUGAAAAUCAAGUCGGAAGUGGCGGAAACCUCGGCAGAGGCCAAGGAGAUAUCUUCGGCAAAGGGGGAAUGGGUCUUGCGCCAAAUGCGGCCAGAGGUCACGGAAUCAGAUGACGGCGACAGAUUGAUGAACUACGUGAAGCUGAAAAGCUAUGACCAGGUUCUGCUUCUAUGGCAUAUAGCGACCGAGCUCUCUUACCAAGAAAACGAACCCACGGAAGGGAACUGGGAAGACCGUGAGUUCAGCAAGAUCUUGUCCGAUUACAUGAUGUAUCUCUUGAUGAUGCAGCCGAAGUUAAUGUCGCAAGUGUCGGGAAUAGUGAAGAUCAGAUUCAGAGACACGAAGGCGGAGGCUGACAAGUUCUUCAAGAGCAGGCACAUGGAGUAUUCCAAGAACGUGAAGGAAGCGAGCGAGACGAUUCUUUCGGUCAGCACGGACAUAGAGCCAGUCGAGAUCAAAGGAGACAGAAGCCAGUCGGUUCUGUUCGAAGCGACAUUACUGGUAAAGGAGCUUCGGAAACUGGGACGGGACAAGUGGAAGACGAUGAGCAAAGUGUGGGUCGAGCUGUUGUCUUUCGCGGCCAACAAUGUUGAAGCAAAGGAACACGCGAAGCAACUCAGCCGAGGAGGUGAACUCAUCAGCUUUGUCUGGCUUUUGAUGGCUCAUUUCGGUUUGGGCGAUGCGUUUCAGAUCAAUAAAGGAGAUGCCCGAGCAAAACUCGUCGUGGAACAGUGAUGGUUGUUAAACCAUUGAAUCAGUCUUUUCUUGUCUUGUCUGUUUGGUCUGUUGGUCACUAUAAUGCAUCAUCAUCAUCAUCAUCAUCAUCAUCAUCAUCAUCAUCAUCAUCAUCAUCAUGAUCUUCUUCUUCUUUGUGUUUUUUCUGCUACUCUACACAGUUCUUCAAGUUUCUUUUCACUACCCAUCAAUGCAUUCAAGCUCCCUGCCAUAAAGGAAUGAUCUUUUGUUAUAAAUAUGAAAUCUUUAGAUAAGUUACA
Molecule: messenger RNA, 2823 nt
Organism: Tarenaya hassleriana
Lineage: Eukaryota; Viridiplantae; Streptophyta; Magnoliopsida; Brassicales; Cleomaceae
Exons: 2
Coding region: 179-2563 (794 amino acids)
Source: RefSeq, a predicted model, not a curated record